GGAGCAGCGAGGCUACUGGGUGGUAGCGACGCCAUGGAGCCGGGCGCGGAGCGGAAGAGGCAGCGCGAAGAGGCGGCCGACGGAUCCGACAUGUCGGGGGAGGACGACGAGGACUACGUGCCCUAUGUGCCGGUGAAGCAGCGCAAGCAGCAGAUGCUGCAGAAGCUGCUGCAGAUGCGGCGCAAGGUGGUGUCAGAGGAGGAGCAGCGGGACAGCGGCGGCGAGCAGCGCGGGGAUGAGGAUGACAUCCCCCUGGGGCCACAGUCCAACAUCAGCCUCCUGGACCAGCACCAGCACCUCAAGGAGAAGGCAGAGGCCCGGAAGGAGUCAGCAAAGGAGAAGCAGCUGAAGGAGGAGGAGAAGAUCCUGGAGAGCGUGGCAGAGGGCCGAGCUUUGAUGUCAGUGAAGGAGAUGGCAAAAGGCAUUACAUAUGAUGAUCCAAUUAAAACCAGCUGGAGAGCACCUCGUUACAUCCUGGCCAUGUCAGAGGCUCGGCACAAUCGUGUGCGCAAGAAGUACCACAUCCUCGUAGAGGGAGAAGGCAUCCCACCUCCCAUCAAGAGCUUCAAGGAGAUGAAGUUCCCAGCAGCUAUACUGAGGGGCUUGAAGAAAAAAGGAAUCCAGCAGCCAACGCCUAUACAGAUUCAAGGCAUCCCCACAAUCCUCUCAGGAAGGGACAUGAUUGGCAUCGCCUUCACUGGCUCUGGGAAGACUUUGGUGUUCACCCUUCCAGUUAUCAUGUUCUGUCUGGAGCAGGAGAAGAGACUGCCAUUUUCUAAGCGAGAGGGACCCUAUGGACUCAUCAUCUGUCCUUCUCGAGAGCUGGCCCGGCAGACCCAUGGCAUCAUUGAGUACUACUGUCGCCUGCUGCAGGAGGACAGCCUGCCCCCACUGCGCUGUGCCCUCUGCAUUGGGGGAAUGUCUGUUAAGGAGCAGAUGGAGACGAUCAAACAUGGUGUGCACAUGAUGGUUGCAACCCCUGGCCGCCUCAUGGACCUACUGCAGAAAAAGAUGGUGAGCCUGGACAUCUGCCGCUACUUGGCCUUGGAUGAGGCUGACAGGAUGAUUGAUAUGGGCUUUGAGGGGGACAUCCGCACCAUCUUCUCCUAUUUCAAGGGCCAGCGGCAGACCCUUCUCUUCAGUGCAACAAUGCCUAAAAAAAUCCAGAACUUUGCUAAGAGUGCCCUGGUGAAGCCUAUCACCAUUAAUGUUGGGCGAGCAGGUGCUGCCAGCCUGGAUGUUGUGCAGGAAGUGGAGUAUGUGAAAGAGGAAGCCAAGAUGGUGUAUCUCCUCGAAUGCCUGCAGAAGACCCCACCACCUGUUCUGAUCUUUGCAGAGAAGAAGGCAGAUGUUGAUGCGAUCCACGAGUACCUUCUACUCAAGGGUGUGGAAGCUGUGGCCAUCCAUGGAGGCAAAGAUCAAGAGGAACGGACAAAAGCCAUUGAAGCCUUCCGAGAUGGGAAGAAGGAUGUUCUGGUUGCCACUGAUGUCGCUUCUAAGGGCCUGGACUUCCCUGCCAUUCAGCACGUCAUCAACUACGACAUGCCAGAGGAGAUCGAGAACUAUGUUCACCGUAUCGGGCGUACAGGUCGCUCAGGCAACACUGGUAUUGCCACCACCUUCAUCAACAAAGCCUGUGAUGAAUCAGUGCUUAUGGACUUGAAGGCUCUGCUCCUGGAGGCGAAGCAGAAGGUGCCUCCUGUGCUCCAGGUGCUGCACUGUGGGGAUGAGACCAUGCUGGACAUUGGAGGUGAGCGGGGCUGUGCCUUCUGUGGUGGCCUGGGCCAUCGCAUCACUGACUGUCCUAAGCUGGAGGCGAUGCAGACCAAGCAAGUCAGCAACAUUGGCCGCAAGGACUACCUAGCCCACAGCUCUAUGGACUUCUAGCCUGGGGACUGUGCUGCUCAGUGCUCCCCUGCAAAGGCCAGGAGUGGAGGUUGACUGUUUCCCUUUGACCUGGGGCUCACAUUCCAAAACCCAGACCAACCCUGUACCAGAGGACUCUCCUGCACUUCUGCGGCCUGUUUUUUUGGGACUGUCAACAGCUCAGCCUUCCUGAGCUCCUGCCCUAGAUGGAAAUGCGUGGAGCUGUGCUGCAGCAGCCCAAUAGAUCAGUGUCACACUGCUGUGAGGUGUUGGGCAGGCAGGUAGUGGUGGGGGAAACUCGAGGUGGGGUGACUGGUUUGCGCAUGGUGGGCUGCUGCCCAUGCCUAGGGCACAUCUAGCCCCUCCAAAGCCCCACAGUCUCCUUCCUCUCACCUUGAUCUGUGCAUCCUCAGCUGUUCCUGUUAACAGCAGCAGUGCUCUGGUGCAGCCAGGGCUAAGCCAAGCACGCUGUGCUUGUCAGGUGUUCCCCUGAGAGCUGCCUGUGCUCUCGCAGUAUGCGUUCUGCCCCACUGCCCCGCUGCAAGGGGUGGGCGGAUGGACACCUCCUGUGGCCCAGCCUUUGCCUCUCAUCCCACACACCAAAAAGGGGAAGUCUCAGAGAGAAGGAAGUCUGCCCCAUGCAGUUGCUUUGGCUGAAUCAGUCACAUUUCUGUGCUGCCAGCAGCCUAAGCCCCAGGGCCCCGUGCUUGCUGCUGGGGCUGUGCUGGGCCCAUGGAGAGACCAGUGAAGGAUGGCAUCAUCUAUGUACAGCACUGCAAAUUUGGAAAGGUAAAAGGGCAGAGGGUGGGUUUGCGGCUGGAUGUAGGGUUUGCGCUGCUGGCAUGCUGCUUGGGGCUGGGCCUGACCCCCCCCCCCCCCGGCAUCUGGGAAGGGGAUGAGCAGAGCUGGACCCUUUGGGCUCCAGCUUUAGUGGUAGUGCUCUCCCACUGCUGAGGGGACUCAUCUGUGCAAGCACCAGCUUGUGCUCACCCCUGUGGGCUGUGUCCUUGCUUGGUCAUUGCGUGAUGUGCAGUGAAACAAUAAAGGUGUGUUACUGAGGCACA
This is a messenger RNA of Gallus gallus (chicken), 2930 nucleotides long. It is a transcript of the gene DDX41, whose product is annotated as DEAD-box helicase 41. Gene Ontology annotation, molecular function: RNA binding; ATP binding; RNA helicase activity. Gene Ontology annotation, cellular component: spliceosomal complex. The record is from RefSeq and is marked validated. NCBI's taxonomy places the organism in Eukaryota, Metazoa, Chordata, Aves, Galliformes, Phasianidae. Bases 34 to 1887 code for a protein of 617 amino acids. The transcript is spliced from 17 exons. Gene Ontology annotation, biological process: mRNA splicing, via spliceosome.